Sus scrofa (pig) is the source of this 3155-nucleotide messenger RNA. NCBI's taxonomy places the organism in Eukaryota, Metazoa, Chordata, Mammalia, Artiodactyla, Suidae. The record is from RefSeq and is a predicted model, not a curated record.
AAGCAGAUUUAGGAUUAUCCUGAUUUACCACAAAGUUGUUUCUUGGGUGUACCUUUUAGGUGACCAAUCCAAGAUUGGGCUAUUCUUUUUCUGAAUACCAAGUCAAGGAGGUUUGUCAUUCCCUGGAUGACUCCUGUCUUGAAACCAUAGAAAUAUGACAGUAAUUAACACUAGCCAGACAAGUUUCAUCUUAUUUGUUCUCUACCCUCCACCAAGCCCAUAAAAACCAACCAACCAACACUGGACAUGGCACAUAAAGCUGUGAACCACUGAUCAUCUUAAAAGCUACACCAGGAGAUCCUUAUUUUUAUUAUUACUCUCAUCAUUGUCAUCAUCGUCAUCACUACCAUUGUCCCUGAUACCACCACAACCAUCAGAAUACUAUGUACAGGUAUGGCAUAUCUUCCCAGAGAAGAUCUUGGCCUCUAUGGAUGACGAUCCUUAUUUUUCUUGGAGUGAUGCUGAUCUUGGGAGUGAUUAUUGGUCUCCUGGUUCAUUUUCUGGCAGUUGGAAAAACUUACUAUUACCAAGGUGAUUUUCAUAUUUCUGGAGUCACUUACAAUCACAGUUGUGAAAAAGCAGUUUCACAAACCGGCACAGAUCUAAGUAAAGCUAUUGAAACUAAGAUGUCAGAUGCAUUUCAAAAUUCUAGUGUAUACAAAGAAUAUAUCAAUUCUCAGGUUAUCAAAUUUCUGCCUUAUCCCAAUGGAUCAAGGGUACAGUUUCAAUUGACACUGAAGUUUCCACCAGCAAAGAAGAAUAGCAUGAAAACUAAAAUCGAAGGUAUCUUACAUCAAAUGUUGAAGGACAACAUGGCAUCCUGGAAUGCAGUUCCCUCUUCCAUUAAACUUACAGAAACCAGCAAGGCUAAUGCUGAAAUGCUCACUAACAACUGUUGUGGAAGACAACUGGCCAACAGUAUCAUUGCAGGCAACCGAAUUGUGAAUGGGGAAAACGCCCUGGUAGGGGCCUGGCCCUGGCAAGCAAGCAUGCAAUGGAAAGGCCGACACCACUGUGGUGCCUCUCUGAUUAGCAGCAAGUGGCUCCUAUCUGCAGCUCACUGCUUUGCUCUGAAAAAUAAUUCAGAAGACUGGACUAUCAACUUUGGAACUCUAGUAAAUAAACCAUAUAUGAGGAGGAAAGUCCAAAACAUUAUUUUUCAUGAAAAUUAUACCAAGGCCGGGGUCCAUGAUGAUAUUGCCCUCGUGCAGCUUGCUGAAGACGUCUCUUUUACGAAGUAUGUUCGUAAGAUUUGUCUUCCUGAAGCCAAAAUGAAGCUCUCAGAAAAUGACAGUGUUGUAGUUACAGGAUGGGGAACACUUUAUAUGAAUGGUCCUCUCCCAGUAAUACUUCAACAGGCUGUUUUGAAGAUUAUUGAUAACGAAGUUUGCAAUGCUCCCCAUGCAUUAUCUGGCUUGGUGACUGACACAAUGCUCUGUGCUGGAUUUAUGUCAGGAGAAGCUGAUGCCUGUCAGAAUGAUUCUGGUGGACCACUAGCUUAUCCUGACUCUAGAAAUAUCUGGCACCUUGUUGGAAUAGUAAGCUGGGGUGAGGGAUGUGGUAAGAAGAAUAAACCGGGUGUCUAUACUCGCGUGUCUGCUUACCGUGACUGGAUUACCUCUAAGACUGGACUCUGAGAGAGAAGUCAUUUUGGAAAGACACAAAAGACAACCGUAGAGUAUUCUUAUCCAUCGCUGCAGAAUCUUUUUGAUUAAUGGUAUACCAAUCGUUUCUUAUGUACAAAUGCAUGAAGGUCUGGAUUAAUAUUUUAUCUAAAAUUCUAUCCAUUCAUUUAUUUACCUAUUUAACUCAUAUAAGAAAUAGGAAGGAAAAAAAGAAAGGGUGGCCAAAAUAUUUUCAUGAAUAGCCUAGUUUUGACAUUAUGUUCAUAGUAGACCUUAAUUUAUUUUUCAGAAUUAAAAGAGAUAUACAUUUUGGUAGCAUGAGAACAUAUAUGUUGGCUCUACCAAAUAAAUUAUUUUUCAUUCUAUAAAUUAUAAUUACAUUUUGUUAAACUGGAAUAUGUAAGACAAAUAAUGUACAUGCACUUUUAUUUAUAUGGGAGAUAGUUUGUGUACCUUGUAAGAUAUCAGAGCUUCAACUAGACCAAGUCUCUUAACUUACAGAUUGAGAAGCUAAAAACAAUUCUUGCUUAAAGUCAUUCUUCAGCCUCUCUGAAAAGCUGUACCACUCACGUGAAUUUUCACUCAUAGAAUUUAAAUCCAAAAUUAGUCCGGAAUUUAAAAAUGAUUUUAAAGUUGCCAUUCUUUAUUUAGUAUUUCCUUCCUAUCCUUCUUCUGUUAUUUGUCUGGACUCCUUUGCAGCAAAAAAUACCAUGAGGCCCUCAAGGGCGGAGAACUGUGUAGCAUCUCAUGUAGUAGCUCUCCUGACAGUGCAUGUGCCAGUGUAUGAAGGGCCAACUUUGUAAUCUCUGAAAAUAGUUCACCUUUUGUAAUUUCCUAAAAUUAAAAAAGUAGUUUCAAAUUUCAUAAGCAGCUGAAAUAAAAAAUUCUCUCCCUUCAAUUGUGAUGUUACUCUUUUAUUUUCUCUUUAUCAUAAAUUAUGACUCAAAUGACAUGCAUAAUGACAAGAAGCCAGUCCAUAACCAGGUGUGACAGGAUGGCGCUCUUGUCCUCCCCAUACUUUUCUCAGGCAUGGGACACACAUUUAUUGAACACCAGUGUGUUCUAGGAACUGUCAGUAUUGUCUUUCAAGGCUGCUGCAUUUAGUGGAUAAACAUAGGCAGUAAACACAUGAAUAAGUUCGGAUUGUGGUAAGUGUUAUGAAGGAAAAAAAAAAGCAAUGUGAUAGAAAAUAAUGGGGCAGAUGAGAAGUACUUGAGAUCAGAGAGUCUGAACAACUUUUCAAGAGGGCAGCAUUUGAAUUGGAUCUAAAUGAUGAAGUGGCAAAAUAUACAAAACAUCUGAGAGAAGAAAACUAAUGGGAACAAUUGUAGAAUCCUUGAGGGAGAAUUACAAGUGAAGUGGAUGUAUGGGUAGAAAAAAAAGAGCCAGUGGGACUUAAGCCUGGUGGGUAAGUGAAAGAUGGUAGGGCAGAACUGGAACGAGGUAAUUAAGGGCCAGGUCAGAGAAGGCUUUGUAAAGACCUUGAUUGUAUUCAACUACAGUGGGAGACCCUUGAGUUUUCCAAGCAGA